Molecule: messenger RNA, 351 nt
Organism: Schistocerca gregaria
Lineage: Eukaryota; Metazoa; Arthropoda; Insecta; Orthoptera; Acrididae
Exons: 3
Coding region: 1-351 (116 amino acids)
Source: RefSeq, a predicted model, not a curated record
AUGGCAGCAGCAGCGGCGGCGGCAGCGGGGCGCAGCGCGCCAUUGCGUGGCGUCGCGGAGCGUCGCCCUGCGUUCCGACGCCUGCCGCCGCCGCCGCAGCCGGCUCGUCCAGUUUCGUGCCGUUCCGUUCCGUUCCGGGCCGGGCAGAGCCCGCUGGCGUCGCCGUCGCUCGAUAUGACGCCGAGGCCCGGAGCGGCGGUGGCGGCGGCGGCGGCGGCGGCGGCGGCAGCGCGGGCGGGCGUGGGCGGAUCAAUACGGUACAGCAACAGCAGCAGACAGCAGCGGCUUCAGCAUCCAGUCAGCUGCAGCGACAAGAUUGGAAUGCAUCUUGGUUUUAAAAUGGUGUCUUGA